AUGGACAUUUCCAUCCAGCACCCCUGGUUCAGACGGGCCAUGGGCUCCGUCUACCCCGCAAGACUCUUUGACCAGUUCUUCGGAGAGGGCAUGUUUGACUACGACUUCUUCCCCUACACCACCUCCAGCAUCAGCCCCUACUACAGACAGUCCCUGUUCCGAAGCUUCUUGGAUUCCUCAAACUCCGGCACCUCUGAGGUGAGGUCUGACAGGGAUAAGUACACUUUGUACCUGGAUGUCAAACACUUCUCUCCUGAAGAGAUCAGUGUGAAGGUGACCGGGGACUACGUGGAGAUCCAGGGCAAGCAUGGAGAGAGACAGGAUGACCACGGUUACAUCUCUCGUGAGUUCCACCGCCGCUACCGCCUCCCCUCCAGUGUGGACCAAUCAGCAAUCAGCUGUAGCCUGUCAGCUGACGGGCUGCUGACCCUGAGCGGGCCAAAGGUUAACGGGGGGAGCGAAUCCGGCCGCAGCGAGCGCAGCAUCCCUGUCACCCGCGACGAGAAGACCAACUCUGCUGUGUCCUCUUAG
Notothenia coriiceps (black rockcod) is the source of this 531-nucleotide messenger RNA. It is a transcript of the gene cryaa, whose product is annotated as crystallin, alpha A. Gene Ontology annotation, cellular component: nucleus; cytoplasm. Gene Ontology annotation, biological process: response to heat; protein refolding; negative regulation of apoptotic process. Gene Ontology annotation, molecular function: structural constituent of eye lens. The record is from RefSeq and is a predicted model, not a curated record. The transcript has 3 exons. NCBI's taxonomy places the organism in Eukaryota, Metazoa, Chordata, Actinopteri, Perciformes, Nototheniidae. The coding region runs from base 1 to 531 and encodes 176 amino acids.